Colletotrichum lupini is the source of this 1428-nucleotide messenger RNA. Its product is annotated as riboflavin transporter MCH5. Bases 1 to 1428 code for a protein of 475 amino acids. The record is from RefSeq and is a predicted model, not a curated record. The transcript is spliced from 3 exons. NCBI's taxonomy places the organism in Eukaryota, Fungi, Ascomycota, Sordariomycetes, Glomerellales, Glomerellaceae. Gene Ontology annotation, molecular function: transmembrane transporter activity. Gene Ontology annotation, cellular component: fungal-type vacuole membrane. Gene Ontology annotation, biological process: transmembrane transport.
AUGUACGCCUCACAGUUCUCUGAGAACAACGCAACAAUGAACGAACCAACCGAGACCAAGGAUGAGGUGAAGGAUAUCGUCGAGGGCGGUCCGUCGAGAGCCAAUUCGGGCGAGGGUCGCGGGGAAGUACUUCAACAGUCGCGCGCCGAGUCGGAGAAGAGUAAGUCAACGCCAUCGACAGACCAAGGACGAUCAGGCGAGCAGGAGAAACACGAAAAGGUUAUUCAAUCGGCUGAAGAUGACUUCCCCGAAGGCGGCACGCGAGCAUGGUCAGUGGCGGCCGGCACAGCAGCCAUCUUGUUCUGCUCUCUGGGGUACACCAACUCAUUUGGCGUUUUUCAAGCGUACUACACGCGCCAUCAGCUUUCGAACCAUACGCCAGACGACAUAUCGUGGAUCGGAUCAAUACAGGCAUUCUUGGUGUUUGCGUCUGGUGCUAUAGGAGGGCCAAUCUUUGACCGUUAUGGCGCAUGGGUCAUUCGUCCCGCCGCGAUAGUAUACAUCUUCUCAGUGAUGAUGACGAGCUUGUGCAACGAGUAUUGGCAGUUCAUGCUCGCUCAAGGUGUGCUCAGCGGCUUAUCGAACGGAUUGAUCAUGUUCCCAGCAAUGGCCGCCACGCCUCAAUACUUCAAGAGGAGGAGAGGAGCAGCCAUGGGUCUCGCCAUUGCCGGCUCCUCGUUGGGCGCAGUCGUCUUCCCCAUCGUUCUCUCAGAGCUUCUGGACACGCUGGGAUUCGGUUGGGCCGUUCGCAUAUGCGGCUUCAUCAUGAUGCCAUUCCUCUUAUACUCGUCCGUCGCCGUCAGGGCCCGUCUUCCCCCUCGAAGGAGCCAGUUCUUCAUCUGGAAAGCUUUCCGACAGCCGCUGUUUCUGUGUCUCACUGGUGGCGUGUGCCUCAUGUUUGUGGGCAUGUUCAUCCCCUUCUUUUACUUGCCGACAUUCGGUAUCGAUCACGGCUUGAGCCCGUCACUGGCGUCUUAUUUGGUGGCAGUCAUUAACGGAGCCUCGAUCCCCGGCCGCAUCAUUCCAGGCGUCCUCGGCGACAAGUUUGGUCGCAUCAACAUCUUAUUCACUGCAGGACUGUUAACCGCCAUCUCGAUUCUCUGCUGGCCCAAGGCAGUGACUGAGGCUGGAAUCAUUGGCUUUGCCGCAGCGUAUGGUCUCACUUCUGGCGCCAUCAUCUCAGGAGGGUCCGUGGUCUUCACCCUGUGCCCAAAGACGCCGAAGGAUAUCGGCACCUAUAUGGGAAUGGGCAUCGCAUUCGCAUCAAUUGCUGUGUUGAUUGGGCCACCGGUCAGCGGCGCGUUGCUCAAUCGGUACCACGGUUACGACCAGAUUUCCGUGUUUGGCGGCGUCAUUUGCAUGGUCGGGGCGGUUCUGACGCUUUGCGCAAAGCUGUUCACUACUGAGGGUCUUUUAGGAUUUGUCUGA